GAGUUUUCUCCCUUUCAUCAUGGCUGGGUAUAUACAAUACGAGUCCCAGCCUCUGAUUGAUUUCUGUGACAGUCGACUUGGAACCACCGUCAUCUCUGAUAAAAUAUCAUCAGACGGAUACGAAGUGGACAACCUGAUUUCGGUUGAAUUCUGGAAAAAACAAAAUGGUUUCAUGUCAGAACGGUUCAUCAAGCCUCCGAUUAAUCUGACGUUUCAUUUUCCGUGUCCGAUUUCAAUAUGGCGGAUCAUUGUUGAUCCGGUAGUUGGUUCCCAGAAAUCAUCUUCUAUCGGAAUUCAUCUAAAGGGUCACAGAGCAUUAAUGGAUCUCGGUAAAUUGGACAUGUCACAGCCUGCUAAAAUUUGCUUUCAUGAUCCCAAAUAUGUACCAUCGACUUCCGCUUCAAGACUUCUGGAUCUAAAUUGUUUUAAAUAUUGUGGGCAAUUACGUCAUAUCCGUCAACUGUAUAACGCCAGUCAUAUAACUGUAAAGAUUUGUCAAACUCUGAGUGGCUCAGUAGGAGCAGUGAAGUCGGUGGAGAUCUGGGGCCAGCCUACAAAAUGGUGUAAUAAGGAACUUGUCAGGAAGGUCUAUGAGAGAUAUAAAUGUGGUGUUGGUGUAUCACGGAACUCGCAUUACCAAUCUCAAGUGGGUAGAGUACCACAAAAUAUUGAUAUUCCAGACGAGUUUUUAGAUCCAUUGUCAUGUGACAUUAUGACCAUUCCUAUGUUACUUCCGAGUGGACGCAACGUAGACAAAUCUUCACUAGACAAAUUUAUAGACAUCGAGGCGUCGUGGGGAAGACAACCAAGUGAUCCGUUCACCGGUGUUGCAUUUACGGCGAAAUCUUUCCCAAUACCAAAUGAUGCAUUGAAAGGUCGCAUCGAUCAUUUUCUGAUCUCUAACGAAUCGUCCGGCGACAUCCAGACUUUGCCCCGAACUGUGUCAACU
Lottia gigantea (owl limpet) is the source of this 949-nucleotide messenger RNA. RefSeq lists its product as hypothetical. The transcript is spliced from 5 exons. Lineage: Eukaryota; Metazoa; Mollusca; Gastropoda; Lottiidae. Gene Ontology annotation, molecular function: ubiquitin protein ligase binding; ubiquitin-ubiquitin ligase activity. The annotation marks the transcript as partial. Gene Ontology annotation, biological process: protein polyubiquitination. Gene Ontology annotation, cellular component: nucleus. The record is from RefSeq and is a predicted model, not a curated record.